UAAUAAAUGGAUUUUCUAUGAGAAAAUCAGUCUCGGUGUGUAAAUGUGUAUCAUAAUGUUUUGAUACAAAAAUCAAAAAAAAACUUGGCUGCAUUUAUUUUAAUCAACGCAAAAAUGAGUCAAAACAUUGAUGAUAGCCCUAACUCAGAAACAGAAAAUAAUAUAAUGGACAUAUCAGAACAGACAACAAUAUCUCAGGAAUCAUUUGGUUUAUCACCAGAAAUGGAACAGAAAACGAACUCAACGGCUGCAUCGGAUUCGAUUGGAUUUUCGGCCACAUCGAAAAUUGGCAGCAUAAACCAAAUACCAACAACGACAAAGACGAAGAAGUCAUCAUCGAUGACAACAACAACACAACUAGCUGCAGACCGUAAUUCGUCUCUAAGUAAUGUAAAAUCGCAUACAUCGAAUAGAAACUACUCCAAUUCUGAUCAGCAUGACAAUAAAUUUGAAGAUAGUUCCUUAGACAAUCGCAUACUAGUCAAUACAAAUUCAAUAAAACAACGGAUUGGCAUGACAUUGGUCGAUAUGCAUCCGUUGAUGGUGAAAAGCGGCAACGGUGGCAAUGGUUGUAGUGAUGGCAUCGAUGAUGAUGAUGAUCUAUCACCCGAUUCAUCAAACACAUUCGAUGGAACGUGCAAUAAUUCAUUUGUAAAUACGAGAAGUGAGUCACCAAUGCAUGUGUCUCCUACGCAACAACAACAACAACAACAACACCAACGCAUUGACACAUUAUGUUUGCCAUCUAAAGCCAAAGAGCAUCUAUUUACUGAUAAAUCACAUUUGAGCAGUGGCGAAUCGGAACCAGAUGUUUCACAAUAUCAGGCAUCCGUUGAGCCAACAUUUCAAUCGGUAACAUUAACCAAUUAUAACACAGGUAAACAAACAACAAUAAAUACGCCAUCAAAAAUGGGCAACCAACGAAAAAUCCCAUUGACCACUGAAUUGAUGUCAACCAAAGAAGAUGACGACUCAUCGGUUGAAACAAUAUCGAAUAAUAGUUUUGAUGAUGACGAUAUUGAAGACGAGGAUGGUCUAAGUUUUAAGGAAACCAAAAGCAAUAGUCAACCAGCAUCGAAUCAUGAAUCGGUUUUAACUAGUGUAAGUGCAAAUGUUAUGCAAACGUCUGGCAUUUCGGUCACAUUGCCAAAUGGUCAAACAAGAGAUAUUGAUAUGAAAGUGAUUGAACCAUACAAACGAUGUCUAUCGCAUGGUGGAUACAUUAAACCACCGGGACAUAAUGCCAUCGUUAUUUUUAGUGCAUGCUACCUACCAGAUCGAUCAAGAGCCGACUAUCAUUAUGUGAUGGAAAAUUUAUUUUUGUAUGUCAUUAAAACAUUGGACCAGUUUGUGACUGAAGAUUAUAUUUUGAUUUAUUUGCACGGUGGAUCGAAUCAUACGGUGCCGCCAUUGCCAUGGCUUAAAAAAUGCUAUCAUCUAUUGGAUCGACGAAUCAGAAAGAGCUUAAAGAAUUUGUAUAUGGUUCAUCCAACAUUUUGGCUAAAAUCUGUCGUUUGGAUGGCAAGACCGUUCAUCAGUUCGAAAUUUUGGCGUAAAUUAGUCUAUAUACGAACACUUGAUGACCUUUAUCAAAUUAUACCUGUAGAAAAAGCAGCAGUACCGGACAAAGUGAAGCUAUACGAUCGAAAACAUUCAUAAAAAUGCCAAACAAACGAUGGCAACAUCACAAUAUGAAUAGCCUAAAGUGUAAUCUUUUGAUUUUCUUUUAUUUGUUCGUCCUGUGUACUGUGUUCUGUGAAAACAUAGAACAUCGAUUUAAUCUCAGCUGCUGACCGUUUUAACGGUUAGCAGAUGAAAUAAAGAUGAUGUUUUGAAUCUUUCUUUGUUGUAUUGUGUUGUAAGAUUUGCACGGCGAUUUAGAAAAUGUGUAGAUGUAAGGAUUCACAUUUGGAAAAUGUCACAUGCUUUAGAAUCAAAACCACAUCACAUUAUCAAUAUUUGAUCUGAUCCAUACAACCGCUUCGGAAGUGAUUUUUGGUAAUUCAUUACAGUAUUAACUAUCGUUAAUAGAUUCAUGCAAUAAUAUUUAUUUUGUACAUAUAUACAUAUUUAUUUAUAUCAUUUAUUUUUCGUGUAAUUGGAAGUGUAAGUUUGUAAAUAGAUUUCAUGAAUUAGUAGAUUGAAGCGAACAAAAACGAAAAUUUCCAAGUUCUAUGUAUUUCUUUUUCAUAUCAUAAAUAUGAGAAUCGUAUUAAAAUGACAUACCACAAAAACAAAAGAUUAUAGUGCAAUGCCUCCCCAGAUGUUCCAUGUAUGCAUUCAAAAAGUGAACCCAAUAAUGAUAAUAUUAAUAUUAAUAAUAAUAACAAUAAUAUGUAGCGUAAUUUGUUGAUUUAUCCUUCAAACAGAAAAUUAUUUAAACAAUCACACACAUAUUACUAUGAAUCUGUUUUCUCCUUCUAAACCAAUUGUACUUAAAAACAAAAAGAUCUCUAUUUAUUUAUACACAUAUUAUUCUCUAAGAAAUGAAAACCCAAAAUGCGAAUCAAAAAUGAAGCUUUGCAUACAAAUUACCAUCAAAUCUUAUUUAAUAAAUUAUUUUGUUGUUGAAAAUCAGAACUAAAAUGAAAAUUGUAUUUAAACUAUAUAUAGAAUCCGAAUGUAUGUACUCUUUUCAUAACUGUGAGAAGAAGUGAAAUGAAAAAUGAAUAAAAAAAAACCAAAAUGAAAAUAACCGGAAGUAAAACAAGAAUAAAUAAAUUAAUUUUAAUUAUCUUUCGAAACUAA
Messenger RNA from Contarinia nasturtii (swede midge), 2748 nucleotides. RefSeq names its product caytaxin. Gene Ontology annotation, cellular component: cytoplasm. The coding region runs from base 115 to 1659 and encodes 514 amino acids. The record is from RefSeq and is a predicted model, not a curated record. The transcript has 3 exons. NCBI's taxonomy places the organism in Eukaryota, Metazoa, Arthropoda, Insecta, Diptera, Cecidomyiidae.